Molecule: messenger RNA, 1477 nt
Organism: Lycium barbarum (goji berry)
Lineage: Eukaryota; Viridiplantae; Streptophyta; Magnoliopsida; Solanales; Solanaceae
Exons: 3
Coding region: 404-988 (194 amino acids)
Source: RefSeq, a predicted model, not a curated record
AAUGCUGCUCUACUCAAUUUCCCCCAAAUAAAUAGGCCUAUGCAUAACCCCCAUUUUCUUCAUUCCUUCUCCUGUGAUUUAUAAGCUUUAUAUUCUGCCCUGUGUUUCUUCCUUAAUCACCAUUCUACCACUCUGGUUGUGCUACCCGCUGCUCACCGGAAAAUAUCGUACUCCCUUCUCAAUUUAAGUGUCACUUUUUUUUUUAUAUGUCGAGAAAAAAAUUUCUCUUUUUAUUUUUAGCAAGUUGACAAAUAUCGCAAGUUCAAAAUCAUAAGAUUUAAAUGAUAUUUUAUUAUAUUACACACAUCUUUAAUCUUUCAAAAGUUUCUUUUUAUUCAAAUUUUAUGCACAACCAAACUAAGACACUUGAGUUGGGGACGGAGAGAGUAUUUUCUACACUGUGAUGGCAUCUCCGAGAAGUCACCGGAAACUAAUCGAUGAGAAGAAUCGAAAAGGAAAGUUAUCGGAGAAAUUCAUGUCGUUUCAAGGAGAUAUUUCAGGGACCGUUUCGGAGAUGUCACGAAGGCCUAGAACUGUUCCAAACUUGUUUUCCGGCAUGGGACCGAACGCCGGUUCUCUCCCGGAGUUGCAGGUUAGGCCGAAAUUGACGAAGUUGCUGUUGAAUGUUACGAUUCAGAGGAGUCUAGGCGCCGUACAGGUGUUGAUAUCACCGGAAUCAACCGUAGAUGAUCUAAUCGCCGCCGCUAUACGGCAGUACUCGAAGGAAGAAAGACGUCCAGCACUUUGCUCCAUGGAUUCCUCCGGUUACGGUCUUCAUUACUCGCAGUUCAGCUUAGACAGUUUGGACGGUGCAGAGAAGCUGAUGGCGUUGGGAACAAGAAACUUCUUUUUGUGCCCCAAAAAGUUAGGCCCUGAAACUUCGAUGUGCGGUGACUUAACUGCGUCAUCUUCGAUAUGUAAAAAACAAGCUGACAUUGAUAUCAGUAUGGAUUUGCCUUGGCCCAAAUUCAUGGAUUUCUUGCUGUGAAAAUUUACAGCUUCUCAACAAGGUAAGGAGAAACCCCUCAGAUUUGAGCCAUAGGUGUACAUAAACUCUUCCUUUUUAAUGGCCAUAUGCGAUACGAAUUGAAAUUAGUCGGGCCAAUAGUUUCAAAUACCAUAUUAUUAUUAGAAAAAGUCGUGUAGUACUCAUUUCUCACUCUUUGCAGUGUACAAGAAAAUAAAGUAAAAGCUUAUCCGCACCCAAAGUUUAUACCAAACUUUACUACGAUUAAAUCCGAAAUUAAAGUUAUAAUGUAGUAUAAGUUUUACCAGAAAUAGAGGCUCCAGUUUCUUUCCUGGAUUAUUUGCAUAUACUGUUUGGCUGACCGAACACAACUAAUAUUAUCUUAUCGUUAUGGUCAUCUUUCAUAAAUUCAAUGAAUUGUCAAGCAACCAAACCAGAAAAGGACAUGAUUUUAAAUUUUAUUCUAGUUUUGAGAUUUCAAUUUAUUGUAAGUUACGACCGCGACUAUAU